CCCGGGCAAGCGCCGCGCCGGGCGCCGCCGAGGCUCACAACUGCCGAGCCGAGCGGAUUACCCCAAUGGAAACCAUGGAGUCCUCCGCCAGCGUCUCUUCCCGCGAGUCCUUGUAUUCCUUUGACAGCGCCGCCAGCGAGGAGGAGGAGGAGGAGCAACAGCGCUGUGGCGACUUUGAGGUCUUCCUUUCGGACAGUGGCAGCGAUGUGGAGAAGGAGGCGAUUCCCCCACGGCACCGGAGAGACGCGUACCCCGAUCGGCGCGCUUUUCUCUUCGCCCCCGGCCCGGGGCGGGCUAAUGCAGGCCUGCUCCGCCAAGACCACAAGCGCCGGAUGCGGAAGCCGCUUGGGUUGCUGGCUGCGGCCCGGCUGCGGCCCACGGGCUCCUGUUGCCAGUACCCCAUGGCGCGCAGCGAGGCGUACUGUGCGCACCUGAUGGACGCUGACAAGAGCCUGCCCAGGCAGGUGGCGAACCAAGGCAGGAUGGAGAGCGGCGGACGCAAACGCCUCAGCAGCGCCCUGGGAGGUGGCCCGGGCCGCACGCACGUGCCGCCGCCUUCCCGCCACGGGGUAAAGAGGCAGCGGAACGUGGAGAGGGACGCACGGCAGGAUCCGCGCUCUCCCUGCUGGACCGAAGGGGACCACGUCUUUGCGCAAAAGUGCCGGGAACUCCAGGGCUUCGUCCGCCCUCUGAUAGAACUGCUCAACAGGCUGAAGACGGGGCGCUUUGACCGAGGGCUAAGUAGCUUCCAGCAGAGCGUGGCCAUGGAUAGGAUCCAGCGGAUCAUUGGCGUCCUCCAGAAACCAGAGAUGGGCGAGCGAUACCUGGGCACCCUUUUGCAGGUGGAAAGGAUGCUGAAGGUCUGGUUCCCUCACGUCGCUUUGAAGAGCUCUCGUGACGCCCGCGAUGCAGCGGUGGAGACAGUUGAGCAGUCUUCUGCAGGAGAGAAUAUUGCCGAAAAGCGGGCGGCGUCCCUCCCAGACCUGGUGCCGGAGCACCCCGCGUUCCCCGCCUCGCCUGACACCAACCCCAGCGCUCCCUCGGGAGAGCCGGCGCGCUUCCUGGGCAACUGGCCCGCCAUGAACUUGACCUGGAUUCACACCGCGCCCAUUUCGAACCCUCCCUUGGGGCACGUGGACUUGGGCCGGGUGAACUCCGCCUUCGGGCAGGCCUUGCUGGGGCCCCACUCCGGCGCCUACGGGGUCGUCGUCUUCCUCCAGAACAACCCCGACGCCCUGGGCCCGUUCGGCCGCGCCACCUCCCUGACUUCCGUCCACACCUCACCGACCUGCUGCCAUUCCAGCACGCUGCUUCCGGGCUCCGCGGAGCACCCUCGGUGUCGCAGUCUGCCGGGCCCCACGAUAGCGGGGAGCCAUCUUGACAGAGGGACGCUUGGGGGCCUCUCAAAGUCUCUGCCCCAUUUGCCUAUUUCCAGUGAAGGGCGGGAAAUGGCCCACGGGACGCCUGCGCAUCACAGCAACUCCUGAUCCUCGGUCCCACGCAUCUCCCAAGUUGUGUGAAUUUCCUUCCAAUUUUCCUUUCCUUCUUCCUUUUUUUUUUUACAAAUGUUGUUCUACCUUUUUUUUAGUUUUGUUUUAACUUAAAACAUUUCACGUGCGUCCAAGAGCCGGUGCUGAACCCCGGCUAUCGGCUGAGCUGAGAAGGGGGAAAAUGUUUGGGUUGCAAUAAAAGGCGCCACAAUGGUUGUCGAAUGAGA
Elgaria multicarinata webbii is the source of this 1717-nucleotide messenger RNA. RefSeq names its product circadian associated repressor of transcription (gene CIART). Gene Ontology annotation, cellular component: nucleus. The record is from RefSeq and is a predicted model, not a curated record. Gene Ontology annotation, biological process: negative regulation of DNA-templated transcription; circadian regulation of gene expression. The coding region runs from base 66 to 1487 and encodes 473 amino acids. Lineage: Eukaryota; Metazoa; Chordata; Lepidosauria; Squamata; Anguidae. The transcript has 6 exons. Gene Ontology annotation, molecular function: RNA polymerase II cis-regulatory region sequence-specific DNA binding.